Messenger RNA from Nicotiana tabacum (common tobacco), 1107 nucleotides. RefSeq names its product U-box domain-containing protein 35-like. Lineage: Eukaryota; Viridiplantae; Streptophyta; Magnoliopsida; Solanales; Solanaceae. The record is from RefSeq and is a predicted model, not a curated record.
UUUUCAAACUGAAUUUUUUGGAAGCAAAUAACAAAGGACAAGACAAAGUGGGAUCAUCAUCUUGAUUUCAUUAAUUUGUAGUCGAUAAAAACAAUGAAUGGAAAAAAUGGCAACAAUUUGGUCAAUGAAAUUGAAGAAUUAGAAGAAGAGGAGAAAUUUUAUUAUUCUACAAGUGAUUUAUUUGAAAUAGAUCAUGGAGGUGAAGUGGAAGGCAGUUUGUUUUCCUUUGACUUCAACAAUAAAGGAGAGCAUGAUAUUGUUUAUGUUGUUGUUGGGAAUAACAGUUCUGCUAACACAAACAAGAUUAGCCUGGAGUCGAGCAUUGAUGCAUUGUUUUGGACUCUCAAACAUGGUGUAAUCAAUCCAAAUUCUGCCAUUGUUUUCCUCAUUCAUAUCUUUCCUCAAACCAAGCUCAUCCCUACUCCUUUGGGAAUGAUGCCAAUACACCAAGUGAAUGAAGUGCAGAAGGAAAGCUAUAUGGCUCAAGAAAGAAGCAAGAGAAGGCAGUUUCUCCAAAAGUUUGUUGACAUCUGCUCUGCUUCCAAGGUUAAAGUGGACACUAUACUAAUUGAGAGUGACAUGGAAGCCAAAGCUAUACUGGACCUCAUUCCCAUCUGCAAUAUAAGAAAGCUGAUUCUUGGUACUUCUAAAGCUAAUCUCAAGAAAAUGAGAUCAAGAAGAGGUAACGGAACGGCUGAUCAGAUAUUACAAAAUGCACCAGAGUUCUGUGAGGUUAAGAUCAUAUGUGAAGGCAAGGAAAUUGUAGAGCUACAGAUGUUUGAAUCUCCUUCUCUCCGGAACUCCAAUGGCAGCGCAACGUCCAUUGAAGGCCAAAUCCAGAAACAGAAUCAAGAAGUCCAGAAUGAAUCCAUUGGAUGUGGAGGAUGUUUUGGAGCCAAGAUCAUGUCUUAGAUCUAUAGUUCAUAGUAUCCUACCAAAGACUUGAAAGAUGUAAAUAUCUAUCACCAAACAGCUGGUUUUCACAAGCAUCUCCCUUCUUUAUCAUACCAUAAAUUACAUGUUACUAUUAACAGUUACUGUACAUUCAAAAAACAAUACACCAAUGUAUCAUUAACAAAGAAGUAAAUCUUUAUUUUUCCCAUUUUU